Messenger RNA from Cyphomyrmex costatus, 1655 nucleotides. RefSeq names its product hydroxylysine kinase. The coding region runs from base 519 to 1604 and encodes 361 amino acids. The record is from RefSeq and is a predicted model, not a curated record. Gene Ontology annotation, molecular function: amino acid kinase activity. NCBI's taxonomy places the organism in Eukaryota, Metazoa, Arthropoda, Insecta, Hymenoptera, Formicidae. The transcript has 2 exons.
UCUAAAUCGAGUAAGCUCCUUUGAUUCAGUGUAUCUCAAAGGUAAUAACUGGGUUCACCAACGCUAUCUUCGUUGAUUUUAUCAGCCAUGAUAAGAUUGAAUUAUUUAGUCACCGCGAUACGUUAUAUCGUGCUGCAUCGUGUUGUACGCUCAAUUACCAUUGAUGUAAAUAUUAUUGCGCGUUGUACCCUCCAGUUGUGCUGAAUGUCAACGAUGAUUGAGCGUGGACUACGCUCCCUACGCAUAUGAUCGCUUGUCUAGCUUGGCAAACUGCUCCGUCCAUCUGAGAAUUUAGUUUGCCGCUUCCUUCGGUUGAAUAAACACGUCCUCCAGUCGGUUUAACAAUUAAUCAGCCGAAGAACAAAGAAGAUAUUCCAGCUACGGCUUUACUCACCGUUCCAAACGCCCUUCCUCGCUCUCUCUCUUCGCUGUGCAGGAAACGUACGUUGCUCUUUUUCAUCGACCCGGCUUCCCCCUUAAUAACUCACGGCUAUUUUUGCGUCGUGCUUCACGACAGUAUGGAGUACAAUGACACGCUGCUCAUCCCAGGUCAGCAUAUACGCCCGCCCGUGAACGAAGAGACGGCGAUUGCACUGCUGGAGCGACUCUACGGUAUGAAGGCGACGAAUGUGCGCGAAUUAAACUCUUAUGACGACCGCAAUUACCAUAUGAUAUGUGAUGAGACGACCGUGAAUCCACACGUGAUCAGCCCGGAAAAGGCCGGCUAUGUUCUUAAGGUGAUCAACUCCUUGGAUUCCCGUAAGACUGAUGUGAUAGAAGCGCAGACAGAGUUAAUGAUUUUCCUCAAUGAGCGAAACGUCUGUUGCCCGUUACCGAUUAAGAAUAUCAACGGCGUGUACUUUUCUUUAGAGACUCUGAAGAGCGAGAAUACCAUGGAGAAGUAUGCCGUGAAGCUGUUGGUCUAUCGUCCCGGUGAGCUGUUGUAUCAUGUAAAAAUAACCGACGAAUUGUUGCGCAAGGUCGGCAGCUUCACCGCGAGAAUUGACGAGAUAUUCAUGGGCUUCAAUCACCCUGCCUUCGAUGAUCGCAAAUCAUUGUGGAUGUUGACUUCGGUGCCGCGAGUGCAGCAGUUCACGUAUGCGAUCAAGAGUUCGUUGGAUAAGCAGCUGGUGCACGACGUGAUCUUAAGUUUCCAAAGGGAGGUAUUACCAAUCACAGACCAACUGGAGCAAACGAUCAUACAUGGUGAUCUGAAUGAGCACAACAUCCUUGUGAGUCCCGACGGUAAAGACAUCGUCGCCGUGAUCGAUUUCGGUGAUUGUCACAGGACUUGUCGUAUUUUUGAACUAGCGGUAGUUCUUUGCUACAUGAUUCUACAAACAGUCGAUGUAGAAAUGGGUAGAUGCGUCGUGGAGGGUUACGAAAAAAUCAAGAAGUUAACCGACAUGGAAAAGAAGAUUCUCAAGAUCAGCGUAUGCGCUAGAAUAUGCCAAAGUUUGGUAAUGGGCGCUUAUUCGCACUUGCACGAUCCUGAAAAUCAGUAUUUACUGACCACACAGAAAACCGGGUGGAUGUUACUAAAGAGAUUGUGGCCCAUGAGUCGAGAGGAUGUGAUGCAAGCUUGGGGAUUGACUAUUUCCUAAACGAAUAAUCUUGAUCAGUUUGCCGAAUUAAUGAAUUAAGUGCUUAAUUAA